Corylus avellana is the source of this 1152-nucleotide messenger RNA. Its product is annotated as syntaxin-61. Gene Ontology annotation, cellular component: membrane. NCBI's taxonomy places the organism in Eukaryota, Viridiplantae, Streptophyta, Magnoliopsida, Fagales, Betulaceae. The record is from RefSeq and is a predicted model, not a curated record. Gene Ontology annotation, biological process: Golgi vesicle transport.
CCAAACGGCCCUGAGUGUCUAGCGUCUCCCUCUCGUCCUCUCCAUUUCUCCCAUCUCCGCCUCAGACCAACCGAAAAGUUCUCAUCUCUCUCUUUUCAGGUUAAAUUUCUGUCGUAAGUUACGAGAUGCCUUCUGCUCAAGAUCCAUUUUAUGUAGUGAAAGAAGAGAUUCAAGAAUCUAUUGAUAAGUUGCAAUCUACUUUUCACCAAUGGGAGCGUAUUUCUUCUGAUACUGGAGAGCAAGUACAUCUCACAAAGGAGCUGCUUUCUGGUUGUGAGAGCAUUGUGUGGCAGGUGGAUGAAUUGGACAAAACAAUUUCUGUAGCAGCUAGAGAUCCAUCUUGGUAUGGCAUUGAUGAAGUGGAACUUGAAAAACGAAGAAGAUGGACCAGCACUGCUCGUACUCAGGUGGGUGCCGUAAAGAGAGCAGUAGAAGCGGGAAAGGAGUUGAAUGGGACUGGCACUGCUAGUAUGAGUGGAAUGCGCCGAGAACUAAUGAGGAUGCCGGGUUCUCACCAGACAGAUAGAUCUAACCACUACGCUGCCCAAGACAAUGAUGACCUCAUAUCAUCAGAGUCAGAUAGACAGCUGCUUCUGAUAAAGCAGCAGGAUGAAGAGUUAGAUGAACUUAGUGCCAGCGUGGAGAGAAUCGGGGGUGUUGGGCUUACUAUACAUGAAGAGCUCCUUGCACAUGAGAAAAUUAUAGAUGAAUUGGGUAUGGAAAUGGACAGUACAUCAAAUCGUCUCGAUUUUGUUCAGAAAAAGGUUGCUAUGGUCAUGAAGAAGGCUGGUGUGAAGGGCCAGAUUAUGUUGAUAUUAUUUUUGGUGGUUCUGUUUAUCAUCUUAUUUGUGCUCGUCUUCCUCACUUAGGCUGUAGAAUGAAACAUGUUAGCAAUGUUUAUACAUGGGAGAAUUUGAAAGAGAUUUGGGAAUCUCUCUUGGGGAAGAGAGGAAGAAAGAGAGGAGAUAGAGGACCUCAUCCAAAAUAUAGAUAAGAGCGAAACGAUUUGAUUGGUACUCUGGUUUGUUGAGUAAAAAAGAUUUGGAACCAAAUGAAGGAUCUGCCUUUUUGUUCUUUGCAAUUUCUCAGAUCAGCAUUGUAUUAUUCUUAUUAUGUAAAACAGCAUUGUAUUAUUCUUAUCAUUUAUUCCUC